AUGGGCAAUGCCUCAAUUAAGUGGGAGGAGGAAAGUUCAACUGAGCAAAACAAAAGUGCUAGUCUUGCUGAGCUUGGGCGUUUAACAAGCCUGACUACUUUAGAAAUUCAAAUUCCUGAGGCUUGGAUGCUGUCGAGGGACAUGAUGUUUGAAAAGUUAGAGAGAUACAAGAUUGUCAUCGGGGAUAAAUGGGAAUGGUCAAGGAACAAAAGAACCUUAAGGUUGCUAAAGCUAAAGCUUGAUACUAGCAUUCAUUCGGAGCAUGGGAUUAAAGCAUUGAUUAAACAAGUGGAAGAUUUGUACUUAGAUGAAGUCAAUGGAAUUUUAGACGUGCUUUUUGAUUUGAAUGGAGAAGGAUUUCCUCUGCUAAAGUAUCUCCAUAUCCAAAAUAAUGGCCAGCUUCAGCAUAUCAUCAACACAAUAGAGUGGAAUGAAACUCAUGUUUUGUUUCCAAAAUUGGAGACACUAAUACUUCACAAUCUCAAUAACUUAGCGAAGAUAUGUCAUGGUCCACUUCCUGUUAAUUCCUUUGGCAAACUCACAGUUAUUAAAGUCAAAAGUUGUGACCAACUGGUAUAUCUCUUUUCUGUUUCGAUGGAGAAAGCUCUUUCUCAACUUGUUGAGCUCCAAGUUUUGGAAUGCAGUUCAAUGAAGAGGAUUGUGUUAAUUGAAAAUGACGAUAGUGGAAUAAGUAGUGAUGAGAAGAUUGAGUUUCAUUCACUGCGCUCCUUGAGUCUUUGUCAUUUGCCAGUCAUCCAUGAUUUUUGCUCAAAUGAAUCGACAUCUUUUAUGACAGCCACAUUAUUAUUUAAUGGCACUAAGGUUAGUUUCUCUAGCUUGGAGACCCUGAAGUUGAGUUCAAUCAAUCUGGAAAAAAUUUGGGAUGAUCAUCACCUUUCUGCAGCCAAUUGUAUUCAGAAUUUGACUAACUUGAUUGUUGAGGAUUGCAGAGGCCUCAAGCAUUUAUUCUCAUCUUUUGUGGUUGGAAGUCUUUCAAAACUCAAACACCUUGAAAUAAGUAAAUGUGAUAUGAUGGAGGAAAUCAUUGCUCCAGAUAGCCUUGCAACACAAGAGGUCCGGUUCACAAAGUUGGAGACCAUGGUAGUUAAAGACAUGGAAAGCUUGAAGAAAGUAUGGCACCUUCAAUUUGAUAGGUUAAAGAGUCUGGAGGUAAGCAAUUGUGGGAAACUUGUGGAUAUUUUCCCAUCUGAUAUGCAGGGAACGCUUGGAAGCCUAGAGACUUUGACUGUCAGCAGUUGCGGUUCAGUGGAAGAGAUAUUCGAAUCAACCGCCAAAGGAAUCCAUAAUGAAGACGAAACAGCUACACAACAAGUCUCACAAUUGAAGAAACUCCAUCUAUUUGGCUUGCCAAAGCUGAAACACAUUUGGAGUAGAGAUGCUCAAGCAAACCUUUGUUUUCAUAAUUUGCAACUUGUGCGCGUUGAAGACUGUGAGAACUUGGAAUACCUUUUUCCAUUCUCCAUCGCAAUGCAAGCUACUCAACUAGAACAUAUUACCAUAAAAUAUUCAGGGAGGAUGAAACAUAUUGUUUCAGGCAACGAAGUGAUCCCCAUGGACAGUCCAGUCAAAUUUGAGUUUAAUCGCCUGACCUCUUUGGUGUUUUGGAGUUUAUUGGAACUUGAAGGACUUUAUGCUGGAAAACAUAGUUUACUAUGUCCAUUAUUAAGGGCAUUAGAUGUCCGCACGUGUUUGAAAUUGAAGCUCUUCAAGACACAAGGUACAAGAGCCCGAGAUAGAGUUUUUGAUGGUAAACAGCAAAUCUCAAUGCAGCAGCCUCUUUUUACACUUGAAGAGGUGAUUUGCAACUUGGAGAAGUUGGCCCUAAAUAGUGAGGAUGCAAGCAUAAUAUUACAAGGACAACUUGCAAGAAAACACUUCAGGAAGCUCAAAAUUCUUUAUUUGGCAAAUUUUGAAGAUGAUCACGCUACUUUUCCCUAUUGGUUUCUCCAAAACGUAACUACUCUCAAUGAGCUACUUGUUGAAAAGAGUUCUUUUAAGGAGAUAUUCCGAGAAGAAAUACCUAUACAGGACAAAGGAAAAUUUAAGAUCGGAACACGAAUUAAAUCAUUGACACUCAAUCGAUUGGAUGAUCUGGAGCAUAUAUGCAAAGAAGGAUUUCAAAUAGACCUAGUUCUUGAAGAGCUUGAAUACUUAGAUGUGGAUAAAUGUUCCAAAUUGAAACACUUGGUGCCUUCCUCUGUUACUUUUAGUCACUUGACAUAUUUGGCAGUGGAAAAUUGCAAUGGAUUGGUUCACUUAAUUACCUCAUCAACUGCAAGAAGUCUAGUAAAAUUAACAACAAUGAAUAUAACGAACUGCAAUUCACUUGAGCAAGUUGUGGUGGCAGAAGAGAGGGAAGGGUCUGAAAAUGAAAUUGCAUUUAACAGCUUACAAAUUUUGGAGCUUGAGUGUCUGCCAAUGAUCAAGAGUUUCUGCUCUAGUAACUCCGUGUUGAACCUUCCAUCACUAGUGAAUGUUGUUGUUAAGCAGUGCCCAAGAAUGAACAUCUUCUCUAUGAAAAGCGCAAGCACCCCGAGUCUUCGAGAAAUACAAUCAAAGGAAGAAGAUGAACAGAUGUAUUGGGAAGGUGACCUAAACAGAACAAUAAACAAGAUGUUCGUGGAUAUGGUGGCAUUCCAUAGUUAUAAGCAUUUAGAGCUAUCUCAGUAUCCUGAGUUAAGAGAAUGGUGGUACAGCCAUGGUCAACCUGGAGUGUUUGGUAAUUUGAGAAAUUUAGGAGUACAUAAAUGUGACUUUUUAUCCGAUGUGCUACUGCCUCUAAAUUCGGUGCAAGCGCUAUCCAACUUAGAGGAGCUUCAAGUAAGUGAAUGUGAUUCAUUGGAAACUGUGUUUGAUCUAACCAACAUGGAUCGAAAGAAGGUCUUUGUUAAGGAGACCAUUCAACUAAAGAGAAUAACUCUCUCUGGUCUGCCUAAGCUCAAACACAUAUGGAAACAGAACUUCCAAGAAACUGUCAGUUUUAGAGAAACAACAGAAAGUCAUGUCCAACAUCACCAUCCAGAAUGUUCCAUUCAGCAGGUACGUUUCCCCAACUUGGAAACAAUGAUAAUAAAAGGCAUGCCAAAGUUGAACACAAUAUGGCACCCCUUCUUCACCUCAAACUGCUUCGACAGCCUUAAGAUGAUGCAAGUCUCAGAGUGUGAGAAACUUGAGAAUAUAUUUCCAUCAUAUAUGCAGAGAGCAUUUGCAAGUCUGGAGACAUUGAUGGUUAGUGAUUGUAAGUCAGUACAGGUCAUAUUUGAAUUCAGCUCCCAAAUGGGCAGUGCAGAGGAGACAACACAACUACAGGAACUAACUCUGCUUCGGCUACCAAAGCUGAAACAGAUUUGGAGUAGAGAUGCUGAAGCAAACCUUCGUUUCCCCAGUUUGCAGACUGUGAUUUGCAACUUUGAGAGAUUGGCGCUAAAUAGUGAGGAUGCAAGCAUGAUAUUACAAGGGCAAUUUUCAGGGGAACACUUCAGCAAACUCAAAUUUCUCUGUUUGGCACAUUUUGUCGAUGAACAUGUUAUUUUUCCGUAUUGGUUUCUCCAAAACAUCACCACUCUCGAUGAGCUAGUUGUUGAAGGGAGUUCUUUCAAGGAGAUAUUCCAAGAAGAAAUGCCUAUAGAUCACAAAGAAAAAUUUAAAACUAGAACACGACUUAAAGGUUUGAUACUCGCUAAUUUACAUGAACUCCAGCAUAUAUGUAAAGAAGGAUUUCAAAUAGACCCAGUUCUUGAGGUACUUGAAACCUUAGAUGUGGAUCAAUGUUCCAAAUUGAAACACUUAGUGCCUUCCUCCGUAACUUUUAGUCGGUUGACAUGUUUGGAAGUGGAAAAUUGCAAUGGAUUGAUUCACUUGAUUACCUCAUCAACCGCAAGAAGUCUGGCCAAAUUAUCAACAUUGAAAAUAAAGAACUGCAAUUCACUUGAGCAAAUUGUGGCCGCAGAAGAGACGGAGGGGUUUGAAGAUGAAAUUGUAUUCACCCGCUUACAAAUUUUGGAGCUUGAGUGUCUGCCGAUGAUCAAAAGGUUUUGCUCUAGUAAUUUUGUGCUGAACCUUCCAUUGUUGGUGAAUGCUGUGGUUAAGCAAUGCCCAAGAAUGAGGAUCUUUUCUGAGAGAGACACAAGCACCCCAAUGCUUCAUGAGAUACUGUCAAAGGAAGAAGAUGAAAAGAUGUAUUGGGAAGGUGACAUAAACAGGACAAUACACAAGAUGUUUGUGGAUAUGGUUGCAUUUCGCAGUUUUAAGCAUUUAGAGCUAUAUCAAUAUCCCGAGUUAAGAGAAUCGUGGCGCAACCAUGUUCAACAAGGAGUGUUUGUUAAUUUGAGGAAUCUAGUAGUGCAGAACUGUGAUUUUUUAUCAGAUGUGCUUCUGCCUUUAAAUUUGGUGCAAGCGCUAUCCAACUUAGAGGAGCUCCAAGUAAGUGAAUCUGAGUCAUUGGAAGCUGUGUUUGAUCUAACCAAUAUGGAUGGAAAGGAAGUCUUUGUUGAGGAGACCAUUCCACUGAAGAGAAUAACUCUCUCUAGUCUACCUAAGCUCAAACACAUAUGGAAAGAGAACUUCCAAGAAGCUGUCGGUUUUAGAGAAACAACAGGAGGUCAUAUCCAGCAUCACCGUCCGGCAUGUUCCAUUCAACAGGUACGUUUCCCCAGUUUGCAGCUUGUGUGUGUUGAACACUGUGAGACCAUGGAAUACCUUUUUCCACUCUCCAUUGCAACGCAAGCUACUCGACUUGAACGUAUUACCAUAAAGUAUGCAAGGCGGAUGAAAGUAAUUACUUCAGGCAAGGAAGGCCUCAUGGACAGUCCUAUUAAAUUUGAGUUUAACCACUUGACCUCAUUGGUGCUUUGGAAUUUAUAUGAACUGGAGGGAUUUUUUGCUGGAAAUCAUGGUGUACGAUGUCCAGUAUUAAGCGAAUUAGAUGUCCGCUAUUGUGUAAAAUUGAAGCUCUUCAAGACUCGAAGUACAAGUGGCCGAGAAAGACUCCUUGAUAGUAAACUCCACAUCUCAAUGCAGCAGUCUCUUUUGACACUCGAAGAGGUGAUUUUCAACUUUGAGAGAUUAGCGCUAAAUAGCGAGGAUGCAAGCAUGAUAUUACAAGGGCAAUUUUCAGGGGAACACUUCAGCAAACUCAAAUUUCUCUGUUUGGCACAUUUUGUCGAUGACCAUGUUAUUUUUCCGUAUUGGUUUCUCCAAAACAUCACCACUCUCGAUGAGCUAGUUGUUGAAUGGAGUUCUUUCAAGGAGAUAUUCCAAGAAGAAAUGCCUAUAGAUCACAAAGAAAAAUUUAAAACUGGAACACGACUUAAAGGUUUGAUACUCGCUAAUUUACAUGAACUCCAGCAUAUGUGUAAAGAAGGAUUUCAAAUAGACCCAGUUCUUGAGGUACUUGAAACCUUAUGUGUAAAUCAAUGUUCCAAAUUGACGCACUUAGUGCCUUCCUCCGUAACUUUUAGUCAGUUGACAUGUUUGGAAGUGAAAAAUUGCAAUGGAUUGAUUCACUUGAUUACCUCAUCAACCGCAAGAAGUCUGGCCAAAUUAUCAACAUUGAAAAUAAAGAACUGCAAUUCACUUGAGCAAAUUGUGGCUGCAGAAGAGAAGGAGGGGUCUGAAGAUGAAAUUGCAUUCAGCCGCUUACAAAUUUUGGAGCUUGAGUGUCUGCCAAUGAUCAAAAGGUUUUGCUUCUCCAAUUACUUCUUAAAAUUUCCGUUGUUAAAAGAAGUGGUCAUUGAGCAAUGCCCAAGAAUGAACACCUUCUCAGCUGGGAGAGACACAAGCACACCAAAGCUUCGAAAUAUAUCAUCAAAAGAAGAAGAUGGAAACGUGUAUUGGGAAGGUGAUCUGAAUAAGACAAUAAACAAGAUGUUUACGGACAAGGUAUGUUUUGAUUUCACCGGAAAAUCAUUCUUUAUUCCCCUGAUAUACGAUGAGAAAAUGGUAUGA
Molecule: messenger RNA, 5967 nt
Organism: Neltuma alba
Lineage: Eukaryota; Viridiplantae; Streptophyta; Magnoliopsida; Fabales; Fabaceae
Exons: 10
Coding region: 1-5967 (1988 amino acids)
Source: RefSeq, a predicted model, not a curated record